AUGCCAGGUACCAUGUACCCCGGCACCGUGAUGCAGGGAGCCCCCGGCACUGACUACUUCACCAUGAUGGACACCAACAAUGAUGGAGUUGUGUCCCGCGACGAGUUCGCCGCGGCCAUGAGGUCGGGUGGCGUGCAGCCGGUUGGAGAUGCGCCGAUGGAGCCGGUCCAGGGCGGCAUGGGCGGAAUGGGCCAGACCAACUGCCCUGCCUGCGGCAACGUCUACAUGGACGACUCUCUCUUCUGCCGCAAGUGCGGCCGCAAGCGCGACGCCUGA
Messenger RNA from Symbiodinium natans, 276 nucleotides. The record is from the annotation of a GenBank genome assembly. Lineage: Eukaryota; Dinophyceae; Suessiales; Symbiodiniaceae.